Annulohypoxylon truncatum is the source of this 1301-nucleotide messenger RNA. Its product is annotated as cyclin-domain-containing protein. Gene Ontology annotation, biological process: regulation of cyclin-dependent protein serine/threonine kinase activity. The record is from RefSeq and is a predicted model, not a curated record. Lineage: Eukaryota; Fungi; Ascomycota; Sordariomycetes; Xylariales; Hypoxylaceae. Gene Ontology annotation, cellular component: cyclin-dependent protein kinase holoenzyme complex; nucleus. Gene Ontology annotation, molecular function: cyclin-dependent protein serine/threonine kinase regulator activity; protein kinase binding. Bases 160 to 1173 code for a protein of 337 amino acids. The transcript has a single exon.
AUCGAACGAAUUACUGCUAUUGCGACUACGACUGCGACUGCGCCGCGAUUCGAGUCAAUCCUAUACCAUACUAGACUAGUCCGUCGUACUACCACGAGACAGCACCGUUUUACAUCAGCCUUUGUUACGAGAAGGGAGCAAGGCAGACAAAGAAGCCAAAUGGCAGACGACGCAGGUCACUCGGACGCUCAAGCGCCACAAGCAGACCACGAAAAAGGAGAGGGAAAAACGACGCCAACUUCGCCCCCUCCACCUCCGAUUCCUUCGGCAGACCCGAGAUUAUUACGGCAAGCCCGGACGCCGCCCCCGCUCCACGUUGCUCCGAGCCCGUCCUCCCAUGACCUCUUCAAACUCACACCGAUCGCGGCCCUUAAGCUCCUAUGCGCUGGUGUCGAAGCCCUCGUUCGAAUUACAGGCGACAUACCACCAACGCCUCCUCCCACGAGCCCGACUAUUCCUAAUAUGCGUAGUAUGCAGAGGGAGAAGGCAGAGAUUGUCCGUUCUUUAUCAGAAAGGAGCUUAACCCGGCUACGAGAGCAAGCCGAAGCCCAGGAUAGGGCUCAGGCUCAGAAUUCGGCUGCGGGUCGGACGACAUCUAAUCAACUCAUUGACGGCGUCCACCUGAAACAAACGUCGUCGUCGCCGAAAAGCACCCCCGAACCAUACAUCAUCAUCGGUGAAAAUUCCAAGCCCCUCAACCAACAACACAGCGCCAUCACCCGGAAAUUCUUUAGUAAAAAGCCACCACCAAUUAGCAUUGAGGAUUAUUUAUUACGGAUACACCGAUUCUGUCCCAUGUCGACGGCUGUGUAUCUGGCAACAUCAUUCUACAUCUUCCGACUCGCUGUAGAAGAACGUGCUAUUCCUGUUACGCGAAGGAAUUGCCAUCGUCUACUCUUAGCUGGCUUGAGGGUAGCGAUGAAGGCGCUCGAGGAUCUGAGUUACCCGCAUGCUAAGAUUGCGCGGGUUGGUGGCGUGACCGAGAACGAAUUAGCGAGGUUGGAGAUCAGUUUUUGUUUCCUGACAGGGUUCGAAUUGAUCAUCAGCGAGGAGGUUCUGAGGAAUCAUUGGGAAACGUUGAAGAAAAGCUAUGGCUUGAUAACUGCACAGGGCGCCCUGUCAGAUGAUGCGAUACCGACGCUGAAACUAGAUGCACUACCAAAGAAGGGAUAAAGCUGAAUCUGAGCAAUCCAAAUUACUUCUUAGUUGGCCUCUAAUUACUAAUAUCCAAAUCAAGCGAUUCUUUCAGACAAGAGGUUACGCAGUUCGACUGGAGAUAUUGAGGCCAGAUUUAAACCCGG